AUGAUAUCGUUUGACCAAAUUCUUGAAACUAAAAUUGGAACUGGAUUGUAUCAAUUUAAAACUCUCUGUAUAAUCGGUUUGGUUGAAUUUUGCGAUGGUAUCGAAUAUACAUUUAUGUCUAUUUUAAUUGCUAUUCUCAAAAAUGAAUGGAAUUUGAACUAAGCGGAAGUUGCAUCUUUAGGAUCCUCUUUUCUUUUGGGAAUUGUUUUAGGAAAUUUAUUAUGCGCAUUCUCAACUGAUAUAAUAGGCCGAAAAGUUACAUUUACGAUAUUUACAGGUCUGAGUUCGUUUUUGGUCUUUUAUACAAGUUUUAGUCAGUCUUAUGGAGAAAUGAUAGUGCUGAGACUAAGUUUUGGUUUAGUUUUUGGAACCACAUGUCCUUUGGGAUUUAUAUUUAUAUCUGAAGUAACUGAAGCUAAAAACAGAGGUAGAUUUUCAUUUGGACUAUCCUUACUAUAUAUAUUUGGAAAAAUUUAUUUUGUUUUUCUCUGUUUCUUCUUUUUAGAUAGUUAUACAUCAGGCAAUUGGAGAGGUCUCAUUAGAUUUAAUGGAAUACCUAUUACUGUAGCUUUUAUCUUGUCAUUAUUUUUUAUUAAGGAAACUAUUAGAUACUAUUUAAAUAAAGAGGAGUAUCAAAAGGCUUUUGAAGAGAUCGAAAUAAUUAUUUAAGAGAAUGGUAUAUAAAAUGCUUAGUUAUCAGAUGAAGAUGUAAGAAAUAGUUUUUAUUAUUUUAGAAAAAUGGUUUAUAAGAAUGGUCUCAAAAAUAAUUGUAAGAACAAAAAGAACAAGAAUUACACAUAUAUGGAGUGUUAUCAAAUGAAUAUAGAAAGGAAACCUUAUUAUUUUGGUUAAUAUGCAUUCUCACCAAUUUAUAAAACAUGAGCAUUUAUUUAUUGAUGCCCUUCUUAUUUGCAGAAAAUAAAUCAGGAUUCACACCAAUGUUAAAUAUGUUUAUAAUAGAAUUUUUCUUUGCAUUAAUCCUCUAUUACAUUAUUGACAAUCCUUAUUAUGGAGGCAGAAUUAAAAUUAUGGCUUUUUCAGCUUUUGCACUCAUAAUUGCAAACGGCUUAUUAUAUAUUUUUAGGAAUUCAUUUUUAUUUGUAGGAUUGUUUAUAAUUAAAAUUGCUACUAGAGGACUUUUUUCAACCAUAGGGUUACUUUCUUGUGAAACCUAUCCUUUAUAUUUAAGAACUUAAGGAUGUGGCUUGGUUUAGGCAAUAGGUAAAAUUGGGGCAAUACCAUCACCUUAUUUUUUGUUCCCACUAUUUUUUAUUGAUCCAUAUUUACCUUUUGGUCUUAUGUGUGUCUUAUCUAUUAUUAUCUUAACUAUAACUUGUUUUUUUAACUAAGAUAAAACUUUAAAGCAUUUAGAAACAUUAAAAGAAGAAUGA
Messenger RNA from Paramecium sonneborni, 1391 nucleotides. The record is from the annotation of a GenBank genome assembly. Lineage: Eukaryota; Ciliophora; Oligohymenophorea; Peniculida; Parameciidae.